This is a messenger RNA of Chrysemys picta bellii (western painted turtle), 1633 nucleotides long. RefSeq names its product carbonic anhydrase 8 (gene CA8). Gene Ontology annotation, molecular function: zinc ion binding; carbonate dehydratase activity. The record is from RefSeq and is a predicted model, not a curated record. NCBI's taxonomy places the organism in Eukaryota, Metazoa, Chordata, Testudines, Emydidae.
ACAGGGACAGAUCAACAAUAUCAUCCCACUCCGUUUACAGCACCUGUAGGUCUGUGUAGUAUCUACCUGUCCGUCUACUCAGGCUAUAUUCUCUCUCUCUCUCUCUCUCUCCCACACACACACCUUGAUUUUCUCUGCACUAUUGUCCUCACAACUCCGUCUCAGUUCAUCUCCGCAUAGAGCAUCCAGAGAUCGAAUCUGUCUAAUCACCUCUGAGAGUUGCACAGUGUUACAGUCCCACAACCCCCCCGCUAUGUGUGUGCCACAGGAAGACACACACCGGCUGCUCUGCAAACCAAACCUCCAGCCACUGCUUGACACGCGCAGCACAGACACACACACACUCACAUGCCCAGAGCGCUGCAAACUAACCCCCCUCUCCCGUCCGAAGUGAACAGGCUUCCGCAAGGCAGCCCCGCUCAGAGAGGGAGACCCCGGGACGCUCCGAGGGACACAGCAGGUGUGGAGACUCUGCCCAUGGCUGACAAGAGCUUCAUUGAGAAACCCGAGCCCUUCCCGCAGAAGGAGGAGGCUUUGGAGUGGGGCUACGAGGAAGGAGUCGAAUGGGGCUUGAUCUUUCCUGAUGCUAAUGGAGAAUACCAGUCUCCUAUUAACUUGAAUUCAAGAGAAGCCAAAUAUGACCCCUCACUACUAGAAGUACGUUUAUCACCAAACUAUGUUGUUUGCCGUGACUGCGAAGUAAUUAAUGAUGGGCAUUCCAUUCAAAUUAUCCUUAAGUCAAAAUCAGUGUUAGUAGGUGGUCCAUUACCUCGGGGACAUGAAUUUGAACUACAUGAUGUUCAGUUUCACUGGGGGAGAGAAAACCAGCGUGGCUCUGAACACACUGUUAAUUUUAAAGCUUUUCCCAUGGAGCUCCAUCUAAUCCACUGGAACUCUACACUGUACAGCAGUAUUGAUGAGGCAGUGGGGAAGAAGCACGGGAUAGCUAUCAUUGCUCUGUUUGUGCAGAUAGGAAAGGAACAUUUAGGUCUAAAGGCCGUAACUGAAGUUCUCCAGGACAUCCAGUACAAGGGGAAGUCCAAAACAAUACCCUGUUUUAAUCCCAACUCUUUAUUACCAGAUCCUCUUCUACGUGAUUAUUGGGUAUAUGAGGGCUCCCUUACCAUCCCUCCUUGCAGUGAAAGUGUUACCUGGAUAUUAUUUCGAUAUCCAUUGACUGUAUCCCAACUGCAGAUAGAAGAGUUUCGAAGACUGAGGACACACGUUAAAGGUGCAGAACUUUUAGAAGGCUGUGAUGGGAUGUUAGGAGAUAACUUUAGACCAACUCAGCCACUUAGCGACAGAGUCAUCAGGGCUGCAUUCCAGUAGCAAAAGAAGAAACAACAAUGAAAACAAAGCUUUAUUCAGGACUCCAGUCACCAAUGAGUCGUUUUAGUGUUACAGAGCUCCACUCCUUGAGACUGAUAAAGAUGGAAGAAAAUGACCUCGUCUCAAAGGAGGAUUGUUUCAUUUGGAUCUCCUCUGUCCUCUGUUAAAAUGUUACUCUUUUACUCCAAAUGCUGCAUGUUUAGUUAGGCACAGCCAAUGCAUGCAGAAGAGGAUGCUGAAUAUUUGGCCUUUUCAUGGCUAAUGUUAAUCUGUUGUUCCAUUAAUUAGAGUAGUUAUGAUUGUU